Messenger RNA from Sabethes cyaneus, 1644 nucleotides. Its product is annotated as cap-specific mRNA (nucleoside-2'-O-)-methyltransferase 1-like. The record is from RefSeq and is a predicted model, not a curated record. NCBI's taxonomy places the organism in Eukaryota, Metazoa, Arthropoda, Insecta, Diptera, Culicidae. The coding region runs from base 1 to 1644 and encodes 547 amino acids. Gene Ontology annotation, biological process: 7-methylguanosine mRNA capping. Gene Ontology annotation, molecular function: methyltransferase cap1 activity. Gene Ontology annotation, cellular component: cytoplasm; nucleus. The transcript is spliced from 2 exons.
AUGCGCAAAGUGAUCCAAUCGAACAUUUUUAUGAAUCAGACCGCAGUCAAAAUGGCUAAUUUAGACUGCAUGUUUGAUAACAUGUUUACAAAACCUAUGGACAAAGCAGGUAAUUCGAUGCUGAACCAUAAUGAAGUUUUAUAUUUCGCUGACAUAUGUGCUGGCCCCGGAGGAUUUUCCGAUCGUGUCCUUUGGCGUUCGAAAUGGCACGCAAAAGUGUUUGGUUUUACUUUGAAGGGGGAAAAUGACUCUCAGUUCAAAGAUUUUCUGGCUGGUACGCCAGAAGCUUUUAAUGGUCCUCAAAAUAACGGCGACAUGUUUGACUUAGAGAACAUCGAUGAGUUAGCAAAAUAUGUUCUUGAGCAAACGGGCGGUGAGGGAGUCCAUGUUAUGAUGGCUGAUGGCGGUUUUUCCGUUGAAGGCAAUGAGAAUAUGCAGGAAGUUUUAUCCAAACCACUUUAUCUGUAUCAACUAUUGGUUGCACUCAAGAUCGUUCGUACCGGUGGGCAUUGCGUCGUUAAAUUGUUUGAUUUAUUCACACCUUUUAGCGUGGGAUUAUUGUAUUUAAUAUCAAAGUGUUUUGACAAAAUUUCCAUUUGUAAACCCAACUCCAGUAGACCCGCCAAUUCUGAACGUUAUUUGGUGUGUAAGUGGAAGAAACACGACACCGAACUGAUUUGUAAACAUUUAUACACAAUUAACGAUUUUCUACAGAGGAAUAGUAGUCAGAAUUAUGACAUCUUGGAACUGGUUCCUCUUAAAGUUCUAAAGGAAGACAGCACUUUUUACCGGUAUAUUUGUAAUAGUAAUAAUGAACUGGGCACAGCCCAGAUAAGUGGCCUGUUACAAAUUGCAGCUUUUGCAGCAAACCAAAAGCUGGUGGAGGCCAACCAGGAAAAAUUAAGGUUUACAGAUGGACGACGCCAAUCUGGUGUACAGCCGUUGGAGCAACAGACUGUAGAAGAUUUGCUACGACAAUGGAGCAACGAGAAGCAAUUCUUGGCUGCUCCAGAAAAAGAAUUUAACAUGGUAGAAUUGGAAAAGAUAUUUCCUUCUAUCCAUGGGGUGUAUUUUGUGCCUAUACAGAAUGACGAGAACUCCGAUUGGAAUGUUCGUUCAUUCUUUAUUGGACGUGGAGGUAGAGAUAUAUGGCAAUAUAAUGUCUCAGAUGGGGAUUGGUACCCACUGAAAGACGUUCCUUUGGAACUACCUCCCAGAACUUUGAUCUACGGUGAGAUCGUUAUGGAGCUGCAAGGAGAAGGUAAAUCUCCGAUUUUUGAACAAGCCUUCCACAUAAUCGAUGCGAUAGUGCUUGGUGGGGAAGAUAUCCGUAAGCGGUCUCUACCGGAACGAUCGACAAUGUGCAAAAAGUUUGCUGAAGCUUUGAGCAAGCCACACAAAACGAUGCCCGUCAGAUGUAAGAAGCUUGUAGCUUUAGCCGAUUUAGACAACUUCUUCAUGCAAAGCCUGCAAAAUCAUACACUUGACGGGGCUCUCUUAGGUUUUAAGUUAAAUGGGCAGGCGAAAAGUCUGCCGUACGACUACAUCCUGGUUCUUCGGGCGGAGAGAGAGAAAGAGAGUUUGGCGAAGCGAGUGGGAGCUGAGAGUUUCUCCACUAAAAGGCAGCGGAAAGGAUCGGGGUGA